This is a messenger RNA of Mytilus trossulus (common blue mussel), 1419 nucleotides long. RefSeq lists its product as uncharacterized. Lineage: Eukaryota; Metazoa; Mollusca; Bivalvia; Mytilida; Mytilidae. The record is from RefSeq and is a predicted model, not a curated record. The transcript is spliced from 4 exons. The coding region runs from base 1 to 1419 and encodes 472 amino acids.
AUGAAAAGCCCAAUAGCAGGACAAUGGGGAGAAUGGGGAUCUUGGGGUACUUGUCAGAUGCCACCAGGAAGUAGUGGUUACGGAACUGGUACGCAUGUGCGGUAUCGAGCUUGUACCAAUCCCAGUCCUAAAUGUUAUGGAGAUUACUGUAUCGGUGAUGAUGAGGUUACGGAGAACUGUAGAGUUGUACCUCCUUGUUUCAACUACCCCAUGUUCAGUGAUAAAUUUCUACUCCUGGAAUCUCCAAUGGUGAUAUAUACGUCAGCAAAAGUAGACAUAUAUUUACUUACUAAAAACAAAUGUGCACCUGAAACCAUUAUCCACACUUAUUACGAGUUAUAUAAAAUACACAAUGAAACCACAGAGAUUCAGAUUGGAGAAACACAAUGGGACAUAAAGUUUAUGUUUAGUCCCGGAAAACUGGAUUUAGGUGUUUAUCGCUUAUAUGCAAAAAUAGGAUAUCCCACGAGAAAUAUGGAAUUUUGGAUGGAAGAAUCAAUGUUUAUCAAGAUAGAACAUCCGCCGCCACACGCCUUUAUAAAAGGAGGCGAUGGAAGGACGGUUGGGGAAGGAAACGUAGACUUUGAUGCACACUCAGAGUCCGGUGAAACAUUGACCACAGUAGCACCAUGGUAUGAUCUUCAUCAGUUGAAGAUAUUUUAUGAUAUAGACUACAUGUACGAAAUGGAGUUUAAUCCAAGCCAAGAACUAAGUACAGCGUAUGUCAUACCUGUCCAAGCACAAAGUAUUCUCGUGAAAAAUGAAAUGUUAGAAUUUUUUGAAUAUUUAUACGAUGCAGAUUCUGAAAUAUUUCGACAGAAAGACACGAUUGACUUUUUUGAAGGUCUAUCUGACAGUUCACUAACAUUAGAUAGUUUGUAUCAACUGAAUACAUUACCAGGACUACCUGCAAGCGCCAACGCUACUUUCUUUGAAAAUUUGUAUGAAUGGUUGCAGAAUGCUGAUGUGUCAGAAUCUAUAACAUAUGGUUUGAUAGACCUAUUGGAUAAUUUUAAGUUAGUUAAAGAAAUUAUAAUGGAAGCAAUUGAACUGACCGAAAUAAUGGAAAUAGAAUCAUUUUUCCUAUUAAAAAUUGACGAUUCGGGUAAAUGUCUAUUAGAAUAUCUCGGAGAGAUAUUUGAAGGGUUCAUUACAAUUAAUUCGAUCAGUUGGCAAAACAUGAAGGAGCAGGAACAAUACUACUUGCGUUGGUUGGAGGAAGAGUUGUUCACUUCCGGUAACUGUCAUUUAUUCAAUGCUUUUAACGGAAAUGCAAAUCUGGUUGUUACGUCACAGAAUGUUUUAGAAGGGAUGGGAUUUCUUCUUUAUGUGAGAGUAGAAUUUGAGCAAUCUGUUAGUUACUUUAUACAACAUGUACAGUCAAUCCCUGGAAACGCUCCUUUUCUUGAUUUAGAGUGA